CGUGAUCAAUAUUGACCAUGAAAUAACCCGGUUCUUUGAUAUCAUAUCAGUAAUGAAUAUAGUGAACCGGACUUCAUUAUCGACCGUGAGUUCAGCUUGGUAACAAACAACUAUACAAGUACCCAAAAUAAUAGAUAUUUAAUAUAUCCUGGUGAAUAUCCCAAUCGUUUCAAGCCAUACAAAUAUAAUAGGAUUUCUGAAGUAGAAGAAACAAGUUUUAAUACACCUGAGCCAGUGCAAAAUCCUGGAGCCGUUAGUGAAUUGACAAUAGAUGAAAGUGCCCUCUUAUUGGAGUCUGGAGUAUCUUCUGCUCAACACUAUAGUGUUGCUGGCGCAGUUGGGGCGGUGCUGUUAGUUCAAUUGUUGGUGCUGUUGGAAGUGCAGUAGAAACCGUAGGUGGUGUUGGUACAACAGUUACAGGGGUAACCAAAACCAAAAACAGGAAUUGUCCUCCCAUUCAGUAAUAACAUUGGACCAGGCAACGAUAUCCAACCACCUAGAACAGCAACAGACGCAAUCGCAGAACAUCACGACAUUCUGUACGGAGCUGCUAAGAAUAAUAAGGAUAUCUUGGACGCAGAUCAGAAGGCAGCAAUGGUGGACAGACUAUCAGACUUGGAACGUAGGUUCCCAAAUGAACGAUUCGGAAUAACGGGUAACAUAAUAAGUAAUCUAUUGUCAACAGUAGCUAUAUGUCCGCUGUCAGAAAUUGUUUGUAUAAAAGAAUACUUGAUGGAUCCUGAAAUUGCUUGUAAGCGACUUGAUUCUAAAGAAGUUAAAGCAGCUUUAGACUUAAGAGCUGCUGAAAUCAAUAAAUGGACCAUCUCGGAUUAUCAAAAAUUUUAUUCAAAUCCUACAACUAAAUGCAUUUGGUCGGCGCGCAGUUCAGAUAACGUUGACGAUACGUAUUACUCCUAUUCCGAAUCGUUAAUGAUAUGUAAUGGCCUUUUAAUGUAUCAAAUGGAAAACUCUGUAGACGAGUUUAAGAAGUCAUUAGUUAGUAUUCUAGAAUCUAGUGUACCCAGAUUAAAUUGUAUGGUAAUAGUAUCACCGCCUUCAGCGGGCAAAAAUUUUUAUUUUGAUGGAAUUAGAGAUUAUUUUAUGAAUGCCGGACAAAUGAAUAAUUCUAUUGGGACUUAUCCUUUUGCUUAUCAGGACUGUUGCAACAAAAGAAUAAUUUUUUGGAAUGGACCGAACUACGAAAGUUCACAAUUAAAAAAACUGAAAAAGUUAUUCGCGGGUGAUGACUUGCGCUUCGAUGUUAAAUAUGAACCUCAAGCAAUUGUAAAACGCACCCCUGUUAUUGUAUUGUGCAACUCAGAACCAGCAUUUGUUCGACACGCAGAAUUUAGAGAUAGUGUAGUAAUGUAUAGAUGGAAGGCUGCUCCUUACUUGAAAGACUUCGACAAAAAACCACUUCCAACUGCUUGUGUAGAUAUUUUAUUCAAUAAAGAUUUAUAAAUACA
Coccinella septempunctata (seven-spotted ladybird) is the source of this 1466-nucleotide messenger RNA. RefSeq lists its product as uncharacterized. The record is from RefSeq and is a predicted model, not a curated record. NCBI's taxonomy places the organism in Eukaryota, Metazoa, Arthropoda, Insecta, Coleoptera, Coccinellidae. The coding region runs from base 595 to 1461 and encodes 288 amino acids. The transcript is spliced from 2 exons. Gene Ontology annotation, biological process: viral genome replication.